GGGCUGAUCUAACAUAAGGUGGUACCGCCUGGUUGUACGUUUGACGUCAUGGAGAUACAUUCGAACUGUCAACCUGUCCAACAGACAACACUAUAUAAAAGUGUAGCUAGCUACACGACAGGUGUGUUUACCGCGUAGGUUACAAGGUGGCGAGCCGAGAAUUUCACCAGAAGUUGUGGUUGUAAUUUUUGGAUUACCAUGCGCGUAGAGGAGUUAAUUCAUUGAGAUGUACAUGAGUUACCUGCUGGAUAAAGAAACCGGAAUGUACUCAAAUUCCAUGAGACACCCGACUCAAACUCUGAACAGUCAGAACUUCAUGCAAUAUGCGGGGUUCACCAGUUAUCAUCACGUCACGGGCAUCAGUGACCCUCAUGCCCAGAAGACAAGUCUGUGGAACCCCGUUUACGAAGCCCCGCGAGAGCUGUGGUCACCUUAUGGCCACAGCGCGGGCUUCCCCGGUUCGAGCCCCGUCAUGGAACAGAUACGGUUCAGUUCUCCCGAACUGACUACCAUCCCGCCUGCGGGGCCGGGAACUCUCCCAUCACUCGACUCACCUACCGGGCAGUACUCUCCAGACUCACAGAGAAGAAACUCGUACACUGGCAUUAGACGCAAUGUACAUUCAUCCAGUACAGGAGGGAAGACGCGCACCAAGGACAAGUACAGGGUGGUGUACACAGACCAGCAACGCCUAGAGCUGGAGAAGGAGUUCCAGUCCAGUAUAUACAUCACCAUCAGGAGGAAGACAGAGCUGGCCCUGGGCCUCACCCUCUCAGAGAGACAGGUGAAGAUCUGGUUCCAGAACAGGAGAGCCAAGGAGAGGAAGAUAACCAAGAAGAAGAUCCAGCUGUCCCAGCAGGCUUCUACGACCACUCCCACCCUGACCCCGCCCAGCCUGGUUGACCCCAGUAACGGUUCCAUGGCAACCAGCUCCAGCAGCAGCUUGUUGUCAGAGACUAUCAAAGAGGAGUACUGAGGAGUUCCUUUACCGUAGACCUACUGUACAACACUGGAAUAACCAUAUCAAACUGGAAUUCUCAUGACAAUCACUACAGAAGAUGUAAUUGACCUCAAUGAUAUGAUGAUGAAAAUACUAUUUCAUGCAUCUUGCACUACACACCUCUAAUAUAAUACUACUUUUUGUGUUUGAUAUAGGCCUAACUCAAUGAAAGAAAGAGAGAGAGAAGCACAUGUUACACUAUGCAAAUGUAUAAAGACACUAACUGCUUUUGUGUUGAUACUGUAUUUUCUUAACCCAAUUAAUUUGUAACUGCAAAAUAAUGGUAAUGUUUUGAUCUGAAGCACGUUUUGUUUUUUUCAUAUAUUUUGUAUGAAAAGUUUGAUUGGUUUUGAGGAGCUGUGAAGGGAAAUUAAAUUGAAGAGAUGUUGAGAGAAUGUGUAUUUACUUUAAUAUUAAAUCAAUGAGGAUAGUGGAGCAUGAUUCCACCAGUCCUUUUGUUUGGGCAGUGAAAGUCUGUUAGGCCUUUUAUUGCUUGUAUGUGCAUGUUUGUCAAUAGAGCUCGCCAGCUUGUGGUCCUAAAAAACAGACAUGAGAUACCUCUGGUUAGUUCAGCCAUUCCUAUGGGGAAAAGGAAUGGGGAAAGAAUGGGGUUUUGGGGAUAAACACCGAAA
This is a messenger RNA of Coregonus clupeaformis (lake whitefish), 1632 nucleotides long. RefSeq names its product homeobox protein CDX-1-like. The record is from RefSeq and is a predicted model, not a curated record. Gene Ontology annotation, cellular component: nucleus. Gene Ontology annotation, biological process: animal organ morphogenesis; cell differentiation; regulation of transcription by RNA polymerase II. The coding region runs from base 227 to 976 and encodes 249 amino acids. The transcript is spliced from 3 exons. Gene Ontology annotation, molecular function: RNA polymerase II transcription regulatory region sequence-specific DNA binding; DNA-binding transcription factor activity, RNA polymerase II-specific. Lineage: Eukaryota; Metazoa; Chordata; Actinopteri; Salmoniformes; Salmonidae.